AUGUAUACAGUGUACAGAAUACAGUUACAGUACCCCAUUGGCGGAAUCGGUGAUAUGUUUGCAUUAUUUCGAGAACAUGGAUGUUUACCAAAUCGAGCUGUUCAAAUCUAUGGUGCUGAACUGGGAUUGGCUCUGGAUUUUCUGCAUAAUAACGGAGUUGUGUAUCGGGAUCUCAAACUUGAAAAUAUUGUGCUCGAUUCGUUGGGCCAUGUAAGAGUCGUAGAUUUCGGUUUAUCGAAGCAACUUUUGAAUGGGGAAUAUACGGCAACCAUCUGUGGGACUCUACAGUACAUGUCACCCGAUGUUGCAUGUGAGAAACCAUAUUCACAUUAUGUGGAUUGGUGGUCACUAGCUGUUCUUCUUCAUAUUCUUGCCACUGGCCGCUAUCCUUAUCCUAAUGCUAACGCAACUCAUCAUCAAGAACUCAGGUUCGUCGACUACAGUACUCCCCUAGAAUGUGAGCACGAUUUGGGCGGACUUUUCGACGAGAUGCUAGUGCCUUCAUUUAACAAGAGGCUAUGCACAUUUGAUGCUUUUCGAAAACACGAUUUUUUCAAAUCCAUCGAUUUUGAAGAUGUUCUUGCGCUUAGGUACAAUCCUCUAGACGAAAUAUUAAGAAAAGAUGAUAACAGCGACACCACAUCCAUUGUUGACUGGGACAGCGAAGAAAGUAUGGAAGCUUUUGGCGAGAAUUAUGAGUUCGAGAACUUCGACUACUUCAACGAUGAGGUCUAG
Messenger RNA from Cylicocyclus nassatus, 735 nucleotides. The record is from the annotation of a GenBank genome assembly. NCBI's taxonomy places the organism in Eukaryota, Metazoa, Nematoda, Chromadorea, Rhabditida, Strongylidae.